Molecule: messenger RNA, 1259 nt
Organism: Perkinsus marinus ATCC 50983
Lineage: Eukaryota; Perkinsozoa; Perkinsida; Perkinsidae
Product: Vacuolar amino acid transporter, putative
Exons: 2
Coding region: 207-1259 (350 amino acids)
Biological process (GO): amino acid transmembrane transport
Cellular component (GO): vacuolar membrane
Molecular function (GO): amino acid transmembrane transporter activity
Source: RefSeq, a predicted model, not a curated record
AUCAAGAUCAUCAUCAUCUAGGCUCUGUGGCCUCCUCCACGAAGCUUUCGGAGGACUCAACCGUGAGCGAUUCCUUAGAUUAUAAGGCAGCAGCAGCAGUAGACGAUGCUAGUGAAGAGAACUCUCAUAAGUGUUCUAAUGUUCGAUCCAUCAUCAACAUUGUACUGACAGCCAUUGGUUUGGGUGUCAUCACCCUCCCGACCGUCAUGGCCACCUGUGGCUGGAUUGGCGGCAUUCUCGUCCUGUUCGUCGCUGCUGCCUUGUCGGACUAUAUGGUCUGCAACCUCUACAAAGCCGUCACGAAUCAUCCCAAGGGAGAUCCUAUCAACACCUAUGAGGAGCUCGGCAGAGUCUGCUUUGGUCGAGCUGGUCAGAUCAUUACAGCCCUUAUUGUUCAUGUCACCAUGACCGGAGUUUGUGCCACUCUCCUUCUUCUGCUGGGCGAGAAUACCCAGAAGUUGGCUCCAGGGCUUUCCGUUACCGUAUGGUGUGUCAUCUGGGCUGCCAUUUGCCUUCCUUUUUCCUGGUUGAGAUCCCUCAAGGAGAUCUCUUAUGUUGCCAUUGUUGGUUUGGUAGGUGUCAUAGCGCUUUUCGUUAUUAUCGCAGCCAAGGGCAUUGAGAAUGGCAUCACUACUGAUGAGCCUAUUGAUUAUGAUCUCUUCAAUGGUGAUGCUCUCACAUGGGCCGUCUCCUUUGGUAACGCCAUUCUCUCCUAUCAAAUGGCCAGUGCUACGCCCACCCUCAUUCGUGAGAUGAUCACACCUGCGGCUUUCCCUAAGGCAGCCUCUGCUGGUCUCCUUAUAGUCUUCGUCAUCUACGUUGGUGUCGGUGCCUGUGGCUACUACGGCUAUGGCAGGAGCCUCAUUGAAGUUCCUAUAAUGAACAGCAUCGCUCCGCCUGGCCAGCCGCUUGAUGUAUGGGGGUACAUUGCAGUGAUCGCCAUGCUUCUACUGGCCUUUCCUCAUUUCCUGGUCAUCCUCAUGCCGAUCGCCGCCUCUCUGGAGUACGCUUUCAAUAUCGAUGUUGACAGCACGGCGAAGCGCGAUCUCAUCAAGAGAAUCAUCGCUCGCACCUUCCUGGUUGGAAUCGCCCUGGUCAUUGCAAUUGUUGUCCCCAGUGUUGACAAGCUCAUUAAUCUCAUGGGUGUGUUUACCAUGAUCGCUAUGGCUGGAGUCCUCCCUGCCUUGUUCUAUACUAGAAUACGUGUAUUCAACGAGGGAUCAUUGAAGCUAUUUGGAAAGCAAGUCGACUUGAGAUGA